AAUAAUGCAGUAAUAUACCGAGUUUAAUCAGUUAUAGAUAAAUAACGAUUAAAACAUCGAAAUUGAUAGACUUUUUUUUCAUACCCGACCAAUCACAUUGUUUUAAAAAUGGCAUACAGGGGAGUCCAAACUUCUAAGGUGUCUCCUGCAUACCUACACGGAAACAGUACCAGUCAUACUUUCGCUUUCAGUGCAGUUGCAGAACUUCUUGACAAUGCUUAUGAUCCUGAUGUGAAUGCCUCUGAGAUAUGGAUUGAUAAAAGAUCUAUUAAUAAUACUAUUUGUUUAACAUUUGUUGAUAAUGGAUAUGGGAUGGAUCCAAACAAGCUACAUAAAAUGCUGAGUUUUGGUUAUUGUGAAAAAGAAGCAGUUGGAAGUCAUCAACCAAUUGGCCAUUAUGGUAAUGGAUUUAAAUCUGGUUCCAUGAAGUUAGGGAAUGAUGCCCUUGUUUUUACACGUCAGGCUAACUACAUGAGUGUUGGUAUGCUGUCACAGACUUACUUGAAGAACAUCAAAGCAGAGACAGUUCUGGUUCCAAUAGUCUCAUGGUCAUUGCCAGAUAAGAUGAGAAGUAACACAGGAGAUGUGAAGAGUAAUUUACAAUCAAUACUUCAACAUUCCAUUCUAAAGACAGAGAAAGAUCUACUCAAUGAACUGGAUUCUAUGGAGAAACUCAAGACAGGCACAAAAAUAAUUAUAUACAACUUAGCAAGGAUAGGAAAUGGCAAUUUAGAGUUAGAUUUUGACAGUGACCCUUUAGACAUCAGAAAUCCAGAUACCCAUGUUAAAGAUUAUUCUACCAUUAACAGAAUACAAGCAGAAUCCAAACCACGAUACAAAGUUUCACUCAGGGAUUACUGCAGCAUACUUUAUCUUAAACCAAAAAUGAAAAUUGUUCUCCGGGGGAAGAAAGUGAAGACAAAACUUAUACAGAAAAGUUUAUCCCAGACAGAAAUAGAUACCUACAGACCAACAUGGGCUGAGAGACCAAUACCUAUCAGGUUUGGAUUUACAUCAAGUAAAAACAGUGAUGAUUAUGGUAUUAUGAUGUACCAUAAAAAUAGAUUGAUAAGAGCUUAUGAGAAAAUUGGAUACCAAAAACAGCCAAAUGAACUUGGAAUUGGUGUUGUGGGUGUAGUUGAUUCCUAUUUUCUUACUCCAAUACAUAACAAACAAGAUUUCCAGAGAGAUGAUAAGUACAGUGCAUUUAUGACGAAUGCUGCUCAAAAAUUAAAUGAUUACUGGAAUGAAAAAAGAGGAGGCAAUGAGAAGACUGUACCACAAAAUCAACAAACUGUACCUGAUUGGACAUGGGCUCAGUGUGAUAAUUGUUUACGGUGGAGAAGAUUGACCACAGGAAUGACAUCUGAGGAUCUCCCAGAUAAAUGGUUCUGUCAUAUGAAUGCAGAUGCUCAGUUCAAUCGAUGUGAAAUACCUGAAGAGCCUGAAGAUGAGGAGGAGGCACUGUCAGGAGCUACUUACAAGAAAACAUUUAAAAAACAACAACAAGAAAAUAAAAUAAAAAUAAAAUUUAUGGCUGCAGAACAAAAUAGAACACGAGAAAUGUUAUUAGCAGCAAAGGAAAAAGAACUUGCCAGAAAGGAACAAGAAAUGAGGAAGAAAACUGCUGUAGGAGAGGUAUCUAGCACAGCAGGUUCUUCAUCUGUGAAUCCAAACUCCAUGACUCCAGUUCAAAUCAGAAGGAUGAAGAAAGAUCUCGACAAACUGAUGAAGGAGAAGCAGAACAAAGAAAAAGAAAUAAGUGAACUUAAAAGACAAAAAACUAUGAGUGAAAGAAUUUGUCGUGAAUAUCAGAAAAAGGCACGACAUUUGAAUUUAGAUAAUUUAAUUUCAAGUGUCAAUAAACAGAUAGAGGAAGAUACUAAAGAUGUAACAUCAACAAGUGGGACAAUUCAGAUAAAGACAGAAGAAGGAGAUAUUGUAGACAUUAUACCUGUGGAAGAAGCAAGUACAUCAGGAACAAACAAUUCUAACAAAGUGGUAGAUCUGACAAUAGAUUCUGAGGAGGAGGACGGACCAUCAGCACCUAAGAUCUCUAGACGAGAAGAUGUUAAACCUGACAUAUCUAAAAUAAAGAUAGAACCUAAACAGGAACCGUCUAAAGUAGUAAAUAAUACUCAAAAUCAAAAUACUCAGACAGAUAAAACAGAGGACACUAAAACAAGACAAAGACUUCUUAAUUUACAGGUUAAUGUUCAUAAAUUGUUGAAAAUGAUUGUUCCCGAUGAAGAUCUUGGUAAACCAGAGAAUGUGGAGGAUAUUGUCACUGCUAUGAUUUUACACAACUCAUGAAUAUUUAAUUGUCACUAAAUUUUAUAUCAAGAAAAAAUUGAGAACAAAAAUGAUUUUCUAUUUAUAUUUAUAAAUUAUAGAAAUCAUCUUGAGAAGAAACGAUUCUCGAGGGUCAAUCAAUGACUUAUUUUACACAUUAAGCAUUCAGUAUAUUGUUUAAGUAUUUUUCUCUGCAUAAUGGAGGCUUACAAAAAAAAAAAGUUUGCAAGAUAAAGUAAUAUAAUUUUUCCAGGAAUAAAUCAAAGGUCAUUUUCAUGUCAGUAACAUAGAAAAAAACUUGCCUAUGUUUGCCUGAAUAAUGAAUAGAAGAAAAAAAUAAUACUAGUUUGGCACUUGUAAGUGAACAGAAUUUAUGACUGAAUAAUUUACAUGUAGUUCUGCAGAUUAAUAGAAUUAAAAUUUUAUUAAAACAGUACUACAUAUUCCAUGAAAUAUUCACUGUGAAUUUUAUUGUUACAUUUAGAAGAUUUAAUAAUAUUAACUGAUACUGUGUUGAAAUAGGCCAGAUUUCUGGAAAUAAUUUGCACUGUAAUAAGUUUUGUAUGUUACAUUUGUUAUGUUUUUAUUUUUUUUUAUCUCGAGCUAAUGCUUUUAUUGUUGAAUUGUUUAUUUCAUAUCAAGGUGAUUAUUUCUGGUAGCAACAUGCAUUUUAUUUAAUUGAUUUUACUCAUUGCGUUUUUAAGCUAGACAGAAUGUCUUGGGAUCAAUCAGUAUUACAUACCUAACCCUAACAAUGGGGUUUAAUUUUACAAAAAAUAAUCAGGCCUGGAUUUUUAUUGUUUAAUACAUUUUAUGAUUCAUAUAUCAAAGUAUGUCACCCUUAUCAAUGCUUAUUGUGGUUGGUGUUUGUGGUGACACAUUAAGCACCCUAAUGAUAAAAUUGACAACUUUGACAACUUGACUACAAAAAAACAUUAAAGCAUGUUAAACCCAUAUCAUGUGACCUUUUUGGUCAUUUAAAAAAGUAUGCCAUACAAUGAUAAGUAAUAUUGAUAUAUAGUAUCACUGGUACAUGUAUAAUAUUAAUUGCACUAACAAAUCCUUGCAUUUUAAUGUUCUUAUUGUUCAUUAAUAUUCUUAAUGGGACAAUUAACUUCUAAUAAGCCGAUAUUAUCAAUACAUUUGUAUGAAAGUUUAUAUUUGUCAUUAGAUAUAGGAAGAUGUGGUAUGAGUGCCAAUGAGACAACUCUCCAUCAAGUCAUAAUUUAUAAAAGUAAACCGUUAUAGGUCAAGGUACAAUCUUCAACAUGGAGCCUAGGCUCACACCAAAACAGGAAAAAAUCUGGAAAAACUAUCAGCAAUACCUUUUUAGCUCACCUGGCCCGAAGGGCCAAGUGAGCUUUUCCCAUCACUUUGUGUCCGGCGUCCGGCGUCGUCCGUCGUCGUCGUUAACUUUUACAAAAAUCUUCUCCUCUGAAACUACUGGGCCAAAUUAAAUAAAACUUGGCCACAACCAUCACUUGGGUAUCUAGUUUAAAAAUUGUGUCCGGUGACCCGGUCAACCAUCCAAGAUGGCUGCCAUUGCUAAAAAUAGAACAUAGGGGUAAAAUGCAGUUUUUGGCUUAUAACUCAAAAACCAAAGUAUUUAGAGCAAAUCUGACAUGGGGUAAAAUUGUUUAUCUGGUCAAGAUCUAUCUGCCCUGAAAAUUUCAGAUGAAUCAAACAACCCAUUGUUGGGUUGCUGCCUCUGAAUUGGUAAUUUUAAGGAAAUUUUGCUGUUUUUGGUUAUUUUCUUGAAUAAUAUUAUAGAUAGAGAUAAACUGUAAACGGCGAUAAUGUUCAGCAAAAUAAGAUUUAAAAAUAAGUCAACAGGACCGAAAUGGUCAGUUGACCCCUUUAGGAGUUAUUGCCCUUUAUAGUCAAUUUUUAACCAUUUUUCGUAAAUCUUAGUUAUCUUUUACAAAAAUCUUCUCCUCUGAAACCACUGGGCCAAAUUGAACAAAACUUGGCCACAAUCAUCAUUGUGGUAUCUUGUUUAAAAAUUGUGUCCGAUGACCUGGUCAACCAACCAAGAUGGCCGCCAUGGCUAAAAAUAGAACAUAGGGAAAAAUGCAGUUUUCAGCUUAUUACUGAAAAACCAAACCAUUUAGAGCAAAUAUGACUGAAAAUUUCAGAUGAAUCGAACAACCUGUUGUUGGGUUGCUGCCUCUGAAUUGGUAAUUUUAAGGAAAUUUGGCUGUUUUGGGUUAUUAUCUUGUUUAAUAUUAUAGAUAAAGAUAAACAGUAAACAGCAAUAAUGUUCAGCAAAGUAAGAUCUACAAAUAAGUCAACAGGACCGAUAUGGUCAGUUGACCCCUUUAGGAGUUAUUGCCCAUUAUAGUCAAUUUAUUACAUGUUUCAUAAAUUUUUGUAGACUUUUAGAAAAUAUUAUCCACUGUAAUUACUGGGCCAAGUUCAUAAUUGUAACAACAAGAAUGUUCAGUAAAGAUAGAUAUACAAACACAUCACCAUAAUCAAAACACAGUUUUGUUAUGAAUUUAUCUGUGUCCAUUGUUUAAUAUGCACAUAAACCAAGGUGAGCGACACAGGCUCUUGAGAGCCUCUAGUUAUAUAUUUUUUUACUUUAUGAAUUUGAGUGAAAGUAGAGAUCAAUUUAGGGAGAAAGACAUAAUACCUAUGGCAAAAUGUUUGUAUGCAAGUAGUGAAUGAGUUUAAUAUGAUUUUAUAGACAAAAUAUUGAUGGAUAUCUUUUCAUUAUACAUGUAGUCCCACAAAUGCUUUGCAAAUUAACAUAUAAUUCUUUCAUUUAGUGUCAUUUCAUUUCAUUCCAUUGAAUAGGUUGUGAUGUGAAUCUCAGGGAAUACAUUGUAAUAUUUAAUUCUUGUGUUAAAGCAUAAUAUCACAUUAUAUUUUAUAUUCACUGUUAACAAGUUGUUUUAAAAGAAACAGAACUCUUUUAUCUGAUAACAAUCAAAUACUUCUUUAUACAUUUACAUAUAUGACUUAUUUAUAAAAGCAAGUCCCGUAAGUUUUGGAAUUUUGAUUCAAGGAGAAAUGUCCUAGUUUCAUAUUUUCUCAGAAAGACUGCACCAUUUUCUGUAGAUUUUAUCAGAGCAUUGAUCAUUUUCAUUAGGACUUAUAAAUACCUGGUAUAAUUUUUACUAAACCUUGACCUCAUUUUUAUGGAGGUCUGAAUGAUAAAUACUGUAUUGCAUUUUUAAGCCCCAACUAUGAUAGUAGGGGGGCAUUAUAUUUUUUGGUCUGUGCCUCCAUUUGUUUGUUUGUUCGUCCAUCUGUCCCACUUCAGGUUAAAGUUUUUGAUCAAGGUAGUUUUUUUUAAUCAACUUGAAACUUAGUACACAUGUUCCCUAUGAUAUGUUCUUUCUAAUUUAAAUGCCAAAUUAAAUGUUUGACCCCAAUUUCACGGUCCACUAAACAUUGAAAAUUAUUAUACGAGUAGGGCAUCCGUGUAGUAUGGACACAUUCUUGUUUAAUAACUAUAAAGGGAUUUGAUAUGUGCCACAUAUUGUUUAUAUUAAUGUUAUAUCAUAAAAUGCAUAAAUAGUUAUGAAUAUUUAUCAUAUUUCUCAUCACAUGCUAUUUCAUUUCUAUUUAAUGUGAAUUAAGAAUUGGAUGCAUAUGCUGUAAAGCUAAUUGAUAUGAAGUUAAAAGACUAAAUACAAUAUAAAGAUAGGAACACUUCCACACUUUUUAAAAUGUGCAACUCAUUUGUAUUCAUAUUGCUUAAGGAAAUCCUAACUGACCACAAGGUGCUAAAACAGCUGAUUAUGAGUAAGCAAUUUUAUAUACAGUGUUAUGAUGACAUUUUGAAAUUUCUUGGAAAAUCUUAAAACCAACUUAUUGUUGCUAUAUUUACGUAGAACAUCUAUUUAUUUAUCUUUAAAAAUACUUGCUGUGCAUCAGUAAUGGUAAAAAAUUCAAAUAUUCUGAACAAAAAUAGCAUCGCAUAUAAUCUCUCAUGAUAGUUUCAUCAUCAUUAAGUCAAUACUGAUAGUGUUCAAACACGUGCUCUUGAAAGAAGACAUAUAUAGAAAUUGUGUUUUGUUAAAGUUUAAGUUUUAAUUAUGCAUUUUUGUCCAGGUUGCAUGAGGUGCGAAUUAUGUUAAUAGUAUGGUAAUUCAUUCCUCCUAUAACAUUCAAUUUCAAUUUUACGUACAAGCACAUCAAAACAAGUUCCCCAAAAUAACAUCAAAUAACUAUUUAUAUGGCUUUUCAAAUGACAAAAAAUUAGUAGUGCAACCUGGACAAUUUUGUCCUUGACCAUUUUUUAUAUUAUAAUAUUGCCAAAUUGCACAAAAAGUUAUUAUCUAGUCAAUAAAGGAUUUGAAAAUUGUUUUUA
This is a messenger RNA of Mytilus trossulus (common blue mussel), 6613 nucleotides long. Its product is annotated as MORC family CW-type zinc finger protein 3-like. The coding region runs from base 109 to 2313 and encodes 734 amino acids. The transcript has 17 exons. Gene Ontology annotation, cellular component: nucleus. NCBI's taxonomy places the organism in Eukaryota, Metazoa, Mollusca, Bivalvia, Mytilida, Mytilidae. The record is from RefSeq and is a predicted model, not a curated record. Gene Ontology annotation, molecular function: zinc ion binding; ATP hydrolysis activity.